GGGUGCCGGUAUAGGGCUGUCCCCUGAGGGAGGGGGCAGUGAGUGUGGGAAGAGCAGCAGAAGGGGAACAGUCCCUGGGGCAAGGAUCCUGAGAGAGAGGGAGCUGAAGAAGGGGGGGGGCUAGGAGCAGCUAAAGGGGCCUGGUGGCCAGUUUGCCCUCAGAGAAGCAAGAAGCACCCUCAGCGCUCUUUGGGAAGAGGAGACAAACCAUUUCGGUCCAGAGCCAUCAUGUCCACUAGUGGUUUCACCUUCAAGGACAGGUGUGUGUCCGUGCUCUGCUGCAGAUUCUGCCAGCAGGUGCUGAGCUCGCGGGGGAUGAAGGCCGUGCUGCUGGCCAACACAGAGAUCGACCUGUACUCCACCGACAUCCCACCCACCAAUACUGUUGACUUCAUUGGAAGCUGCUAUUUCACUGACAUCUGCAAAUGCAAACUGAAGAAUAUUGCAUGUUUAAAAUGUGGCAAUGUUGUAGGUUACCAUGUGAUUGCUCCAUGCAAACCUUGCCUGCUGUCCUGUAACAAUGGCCAUUUCUGGAUGUUUCACAGCCAAGCAGUCUUUGGUAUAAACAGACUAGACUCCUCUGGUGUGAAUUUACUGCUUUGGGGCAAUUUACCAGAUUUGGAUGAAAGCACUGAUGAAGACCUGUCUGGCAUCUCUGAGGAGGAGUAUAUCAGAUAAUUAGCAGCAGUGUAUUCCCUUGUUACGUUGUAUUGCAGCUUUCUUCCCACUGUCUUAAUGUACAAACUCAAGCAAUACAGUAAACAGGAAGGCUGGCAAACCAUUUUUCAAAAAGGGUAUAAUGUAAUAUGCCUUAAGAAUCCCUCUCAGCUUUAAAAUGCGCCUAUCUGGAAAAUGAAUGGCAUACAGAUGGCCGCUACCGCUGGUUUUAGGGCUAUUUUGUUAUUAUAGUUCUAAAUCUUAAGCUGCAGGUAAGGAAAACACAGGCUUUGACACUUCUACAAGUACCAGCUGCUGCCUGUUUUUCCUUCCUAAAUAACAGCUCGGUUGUGGAUCAAAAGUCUUGGUAUCACUGAAACAAAUUUAAUUUUUACCUUUAGGGUAGUGCUACUGAGGAAUAGUUACUCUGGGUGAGCUGUGACAUUAUGAAGAGAAUUCUAUGGGCUCUAGUUAUGCCCCCUUCUGGACUCUGCCUUUUCUCUCUUCCCAUUCCACCCAUAGCCAAGAAGGUGGUAUAUGCACAGCCUCCUUUGAGGCCACAAUCAAUGCUAUCGAAAGAGUGGGCCAGCAGGGAUUGCUGAAACUGUACAGCCAUCUGUCUUCAUCCUGCUUUGGAGUUGUUUGCUUGUGAAACCACUAGGGAGAUGAGCAUUGGGAUGGUCCUGAACCUGGGUCUCUCGCCCGAGUUUUUUUCAGAGCGUAAUAAGUACUCAGUUCUGCUAAAAACUAAACUGCAUAAGAAAUUUAGAGAGUGAGAUUUGCUGCCAGUGAACAGAAUGACUGACAAAUGGUAAAUAUGGAAGUAUGCUGGGAACUGGCACACUUCCCUGCUUUAAAUGGAAAUGAAUCACGUUCAAUGAAAUAUUAGCAUAACUAUUCUUAAGAAAUGUUACACAGGUGAGGGAAACUCCUUUUGUUCUGUAGAAGUCUCCCUAUUGCGGUGACAAACUGAAAGAGAGAGAAAAGGCAUAGUUUCCAAGCAAAAUAAUCUGUAAUUAUGUUUGUAUAUUUUGUCAGUAUUAAAUGAGAGGAGCAGUAAGUAUGAUGCUGGAGUAGCGUGAGAGACAAGUUUAGGGCCAGAUUCAAUAAAAUCUCCAUCUGGCUCUUGUGCUGAUGGAAGGUAGGUAAUCUCCACAGAGUCGGUGGUGGAAGGUGGAAAGGAGGCAGCCAGACAUGGUUUGGAGUGAAAUCUAGCUUCAAGAGUACUGUUCUGCUUGCGGCUACAAAGUAACUGCUUCAGCAAGUUUACAUUCUCAAAUGAAAAAUUCUUGUUUAAGGCUAGGAGGUUCUAAGAAUAACUUUGUAAAGAAAAAUCAUCUGACCAACAACUUUUAAAAAGGUAGACAUUUACUUCAGAACAGAAAUAUUCUAUUUCAUGGGAAGGUUUCUGAAGUGACUUAUUGUACAUUUAUGUAAAGAGGGCUCUCACUAGAUGGUGCUUUAUAUGCCAAUUACAGACAGAGGGUGAGAUUUUCAGAAAUGCCUAAGUGACUUACCAAAAAUAUCA
Molecule: messenger RNA, 2185 nt
Organism: Trachemys scripta elegans
Lineage: Eukaryota; Metazoa; Chordata; Testudines; Emydidae
Gene: RUMY1
Product: family with sequence similarity 72 member A
Exons: 4
Coding region: 229-678 (149 amino acids)
Cellular component (GO): cytosol
Source: RefSeq, a predicted model, not a curated record